Molecule: messenger RNA, 14985 nt
Organism: Corythoichthys intestinalis (scribbled pipefish)
Lineage: Eukaryota; Metazoa; Chordata; Actinopteri; Syngnathiformes; Syngnathidae
Gene: pik3ca
Product: phosphatidylinositol-4,5-bisphosphate 3-kinase, catalytic subunit alpha
Exons: 26
Coding region: 545-3751 (1068 amino acids)
Biological process (GO): phosphatidylinositol-mediated signaling; phosphatidylinositol-3-phosphate biosynthetic process; phosphatidylinositol 3-kinase/protein kinase B signal transduction
Cellular component (GO): cytoplasm; plasma membrane; phosphatidylinositol 3-kinase complex, class IB
Molecular function (GO): 1-phosphatidylinositol-3-kinase activity; 1-phosphatidylinositol-4-phosphate 3-kinase activity
Source: RefSeq, a predicted model, not a curated record
ACCUUAUGUCAAGGGAUGCGAGUGCAGUAAAAGUGUGUACUUUUGAGAGGCAGGAAGACACAGGAGGGAGGACCCUGCAGAACUUGGCCGUCUACCAGCUUACUUCAUAACAUCCUCGCGUUACGCCGCGCUUUUAUCCCUUUUGAGUGAAAAUGCUGCUUUCGUUCUAUUCAUUAUGACGUGAAGUUGCAACACGUCAAAGGAGAAUAUUACCAUUGUGGAAGCAAGAACGCGUCUUCCCAAGGAUAGCGGAUUCAAGGACGGUGAACAGACUGCUGUACUCCCCCGGCGUUGUAAAGGCAUCAAUCGGCCGAUGUGAAGUGGUGGGGCGGGCACGCUGGCUCGCGUUAGCCGCGUCGAGAUCUCGCCGUCUAUUACCCAUUCUCCGCGUUGACGCCCAUAGCAAAGGAAUGAAAGUCUGCUCCCUCUCUACAUCUCUGAGUGACAGCAUGAUGUUGGAAUGAAAGAUGAAGGGUGGCACUAAACCAUCAUCUAGUGCUCUCUGAGCUAUUCCGUGUGACUGAACUGGGGGACACAGAGGAAGAUGCCUCCCAGGCCAUCUUCAGGGGAAUUAUGGGGCCUCCACCUCAUGCCUCCCAGGAUCCUGGUGGAUUGCCUCUUGCCCAAUGGGAUGAUUCUAACUCUGGAGUGCCUGCGCGAGGCCACGCUCAUAACCAUCAAACAUGAGCUUUUUAAAGAAGCCAGAAAGUAUCCCCUCCAUCACCUCUUGCAGGAGGAGACAUCUUAUAUCUUUGUCAGUGUUACUCAGGAAGCUGAGCGAGAGGAGUUCUUUGACGAGACUCGAAGGCUUUGUGACCUCAGACUUUUUCAGCCCUUCCUUAAGGUCAUUGAACCAGUUGGUAACAGAGAGGAAAAGAUCCUGAAUAGAGAGAUUGGUUUUGCCAUUGGUAUGCCAGUAUGUGAAUUUGACCUAGUCAAAGAUCCUGAGGUUCAGGACUUCAGGAGAAACAUCUUGAAUGUGUGCAAAGACUCUGUGGAACUCAGAGAUGCCAGUGGGCCCCACAGCAGAGCCCUUUAUGUUUAUCCACCGAAUGUAGAAUCCACAAAAGAACUCCCAAAACACAUAUACAGCAAAUUGGACAAAGGUCAAAUUAUUGUUGUAAUUUGGGUUAUUGUUUCUCCAAAUAACGACAAACAAAAGUAUACAUUGAAGAUCAACCAUGACUGUGUGCCUGAGCAGGUGAUUGCUGAGGCCAUUCGUAAGAAGACACGCAGUAUGCUGCUCUCCCCUGAACAACUGAAGAUGUGUGUUCAGGAAUAUCAGGGUAAAUACAUCCUUAAAGUUUGUGGCUGUGAUGAGUACCUGCUGGAAAAGUACCCUAUUAGCCAAUAUAAGUACAUUCGUAGUUGUAUCAUGCUGAGCAGAAUGCCCAACUUGAUGCUCAUGGCUAAGGACAGCCUCUACACCCAGUUGCCUACCGAUAACUUUGUCAUGCCAUCAUACUCCCGUCGCAUCUCCACGGCAUCAUCAUAUAUGAAUGGCGAGGCAGCUGCCAAGUCACUUUGGACCAUCAACGGAACACUGCGGAUCCGGAUCCUCUGUGCUACAUAUGUUAACGUCAAUAUAAGGGACAUAGACAAGAUCUAUGUGAGAACAGGUAUCUAUCAUGGAGGAGAACAGAUGUGUGACAAUGUGAACACGCAGAGGGUUCCCUGCUCUAACCCCAGGUGGAAUGAGUGGCUGACCUAUGACAUGUACAUCCCAGAUGUCCCGCGAGCUGCCAGACUUUGCCUUUCCAUUUGCUCAGUCAAAGGCAGGAAGGGAGCAAAAGAGGAGCACUGUCCACUGGCUUGGGGCAAUAUCAAUCUCUUUGACUACACCCACACUCUGGUAGCAAACAAGAUGGCGUUAAACCUCUGGUCUGUUCCUCAUGGUUUAGAAGAUCUCCUCAAUCCUAUAGGAGUCACUGGUUCCAACCCUAAUAAGGAAACUCCAUGUCUGGAGCUGGAAUUUGACCACUUCAGUAGUCCAGUUAAAUACCCAGACAUGAAUGCUGUGGAGGAUCAUGCUAACUGGACUAUUUCAAGAGAACUGGGGUUUAACUACAAUCUUUCAGGACAGAGCAAUCGUGUAGCGAGAGAUCAUGCUCUGACAGAGAGUGACAUAGAUCAGCUGAGACAACUUAGUAAUAGAGACCCUCUCUCAGAAAUCACAGAACAGGAGAAAGACUUCCUCUGGAGACACAGGCACUAUUGCAUGAAUUUCCCAGAGAUCCUUCCCAAGAUUCUUCUUGCUGUCAAAUGGAACUCCAGAGAUGAAGUAGCCCAGAUGUACUGCCUGUUGAAGGAAUGGCCUUCCAUCCGCCCAGAGCAGGCCUUGGAAUUGUUGGACUGCAACUACCCAGACCCAAUGGUUCGACACUUUGCUGUACGCUGCCUUGAUAAAUACCUGACUGAUGACAAACUAUCUCAGUACCUCAUCCAGCUUGUACAGGUUAUAAAAUAUGAGCAGUAUCUUGACAAUCCUCUGGCUCGUUUUCUACUCAAAAAGGCACUAACCAAUCAAAGGAUAGGACAUUUUUUCUUCUGGCAUCUGAAGGCUGAAAUGCACAAUAAAACUGUGAGUCAAAGGUUCGGGCUACUUUUAGAGGCUUAUUGCAGGGCCUGUGGCAUGUACCUCAAACACCUAAGCAGGCAGGUGGAGGCCAUGGAGAAGCUCAUCAAUCUCACCGAUAUCCUCAAACAGGAGAAAAAGGAUGAGACUCAGAAGGUUCAGAUGCGGUUCCUGGUGGAUCAGAUGAAAAGGCCCGAUUACAUGGAUGCACUACAGAACUUUACCUCACCCCUUAACCCUGCACAUCAACUGGGCAACCUGAGGUUAGAUGAAUGCAGGAUCAUGUCAUCGGCCAAGAGGCCAUUGUGGCUCAACUGGGAAAAUCCAGAUAUCAUGUCUGAGCUACUCUUUCAGAACAAUGAGAUUAUCUUCAAAAACGGAGAUGAUCUGCGCCAAGAUAUGUUGACGUUGCAGAUUAUCAAAAUCAUGGAGAACAUUUGGCAGAAUCAGGGACUGGACUUACGCAUGCUGCCUUAUGGCUGUCUCUCAUUAGGAGACUGUGUGGGUCUUAUCGAGGUGGUUCGCAGCUCACACACUAUCAUGCAGAUUCAGUGUAAAGGUGGCUUGAAAGGGGCUUUGCAGUUCAAUUCAAAUACUCUGCAUCAAUGGCUCAAAGACAAGAACAAGGGCGAGAUGUAUGAUAUGGCUGUGGACCUUUUUACAAGAUCUUGUGCUGGCUACUGUGUAGCCACAUUUAUUCUUGGCAUUGGAGACAGACACAACAGCAACAUCAUGGUUAAAGAUGAUGGACAGUUAUUUCACAUAGACUUUGGACAUUUCCUGGAUCAUAAGAAAAAGAAAUUUGGAUACAAGAGAGAGCGAGUACCCUUUGUAUUGACCCAAGACUUUCUCAUCGUCAUCAGUAAGGGCUCCCAGGAGUGCGCUAAGACCAAAGAGUUUGAGAGGUUCCAGGAAAUGUGUUAUAAAGCUUACCUGGCCAUCCGACAGCAUGCCAACCUGUUCAUCAACCUGUUUUCCAUGAUGUUGGGUUCCGGCAUGCCUGAGUUGCAGUCAUUUGAUGACAUUGCCUACAUUAGGAAGACCUUGGCCCUGGAAAAGACAGAACAGGAGGCAUUGGACUAUUUUAUGAAACAGAUGAAUGACGCUCACCAUGGAGGUUGGACCACCAAGAUGGACUGGAUUUUCCACACUAUCAGACAGCAUGCCCUAAACUAAGCCGCUCAUCAACAAAUUCAACUUUUCUAUUUUUUUUUUUUAUUAACACAAAUGUGAGACCAUGGUCCUUGGUCGGAAAAAGGUGGAACACCCUCCCCGGGUCAGGGACGAGGUCCUUCACCAAGUGGAGGAGUUUUGAGUAUCUUGGGGUCUCGUUCACAAGUGAGGGAAGAAUUGAGCUAGAGAUUGGCGGGCAAAUCGGUGCAACGCUUGCGGUGACUGUGUAUGGAUCCGCCAUGCUAAAGAAGGAGCUGAGCAAAAAGGUCACGAGCUGUAUGUCGUGAGGGGUCCGGGCUCUCCCUUGGAGAUAGGGUGAGAAGCUCGGUCAUUGGGAGAGGCACUCGGAGUAAAACCUUCUCCGCAUCGAAAGGAGCCAGAUGAGGUGGCGCGGGCAUCUACUUAGAAUGUGUCCUGGACGCCUCCCUGGUGAAGUGUUCCACAAGUCCCACUGGAGAAGGCCUCGGGGUCGAGCAAGGACACGCUGGGGAGACUAUGUCUCCCGGCUGGCCUGGAAAUGCCUCGGGGUCCCCUUGGAAGAGCUGGACAAAAUGGCUGGGGAGGAGAGAGAAGUCUUGGCUUCCCUACUGAAGCUGAGCUGAAUCUCUGAUAAGCGGGAGAACACAAAUGGAACAUAAAUGUUUCACUUGAUUUCUGCCUGUUAUCACGUAUCACCUCCUCUUGUUUUUUGUUGUGUUGGAGUCGCACUUCGUGGAGGUGCCUUCAUAGGGGAUUGUCAUCAUGCAGAAUGUAUAAUAUCUUUUUGUAUUGUUAUUUUCAACCUCUGUGAAGUCGGCCCCCCAUCAGACGCACAUUUAUAUAAAAAUGAUGUCAAUUGUUUGUGCAGAAAAAAAGUUUCGUUUGUAAUGCAACCAUUUUUUAAAAAUAUUUAAAAUUCUUUUAUAGGGGAAAUUGAGGUCAACAGCCCCCAUUUUGAUUAACAGUGGCUAAAAAUGGUGUCAAUCGUUUAUACUUUGUUUGUGCUGUAAAAAAAUAGUUUGUGCUGCUCUCAUUUUUGAUGUAUUGAAAUAUUAAUUUUGAGUGAUGAUGUCACGCAGCCCCCCAUCUACGGCGGAAUGGAACUGCAGUGGUGCCAUUCGUUUGUGCUAGGUUUGUGCUGCUAUCAUUUUAUAGAUAUUGAGAUAUUAAUUUCUAGUGAUGACGUCGCUCGCAGCUUUUCCAUAUCCAACUCCCCCGGCUGAUGGAGCGUACCAACUCUCUCGAUCACAGAGGGGAUUGAGAUAUUAAUUUUGAGUAAUGACGUGACUCGCAGCCUCCAAUUUACCCCAAAAUGGACUCUAAGAGGUUCCAUUCGUUUGUGAUACGUUUGCGCUAGUUGUUGGGACACCCCUCCGUUAUUGAGAGAGUUGGUACACUCCGUCAGCCACGACGGAGGGGAUGCGAUUGACAUCAUCACUCGAAAUUAAUACUGCAAUAUCUAUAAAACCAUAACAGCACAAACCAAAAAAUUUACAGCACAAACGAAUGGCACCAUUAGACAAGUGCCAAUUACCGGUAUCAAGGUAUACCGUGGUAUGAAAACGUCAAGGUUUCAAAACCGCAAAAAUUUUCCAUCAUCCCCUCCCUAAGGUAUUAGCUAUUUUGUAUGUCCCAAAAAUGCAUGGAGAAAUCCCUGGCUCAACCCUCCCCCACCGGUUGUUGCUCAGUGUCAGUGAGUCAGCUUUGCUACACGAUGGCUGGAGGAGGUGGAACCCCCAUGCUACAGAAAAGUAGAAGAGGAGGGCCAACCCACAUGUAAAACAUGUUUGCGGAGGGUGGCUGCCGAGGAGGCAAUACCUCCAAUAUGACUAUAUGAUAAUAUAUUUCGCAAUUAUAAAAAAUUAAAGGUUAGUUAACAGUGUUAUGAAAGUUUCCCACCCACUACGAGAGUUAAUUCCAGUGUGUUUAGUGUGUCUAGCGGUGGUAAAACGUGUUGUUUUUUCUUUCUGGCAACUGUAUGUGUUGACAAAGAGAGUGUGUGUAUAAUUUAAACCUGAUACGAGUCAUACACACGUGCUUUUUAUGGAAAAUAAUUUAUUAUUUAUGUUCUGAUGGUAAUAAUGUUGAGGUGUGGCUGUGGGUUUAGGCUCACCUAAAGGACUGCAUUUAUUUUAAUUUUAUUUAGAAUACAUGUAUAUAUUUUAUAACUUAACAUUAUACUUAUGUUCCAACUGGCUAAUGUGUUUUGAAAAUUAAAAAUCCUGUUUAAUGGAAAAAACUUAAUUUUUAUUUAUUAUUAAAUUAAUAUCUCAAAAACGAUAACAGCCCAAAUGAAAACUUUUACAGCCCUAACGACACAUUAGCGAUUGUCACCAUUUUUAGCCAUUUUUAAUCAAAAUGGGGGGCCGGUUGACAUCAGAUUGAUCCAUACAAGGAUUUUAAAUACUUCAAAAACAAUUGCAGCACAAAUGAAACUUUUUACAGCACAAACAUAGCACAAACGAUUGACAUAAAUUUGCGUCUGAUGGGGGGCUAACUUCAUGGAAGUUUAUUACAAGUGAAUUUUUACACUGGGGGAGAAAAUCAAUGACCAUUGCACUUAUACUAGUUAAACUCUAUACGCUAUUUGCUGACAAGAAAUGCUGAUUAGUCAAACGACUACAAUAAUGACAUGUUCUACAUCCAGCUACAAAUAUAGCUAGUGGGUGUGUCUUGUUGCUUGAUUAGUGCUGCACUGAGGCUCCGGCCUAAAAAGUAAUCCCUGGAAAAUGUUUUUAGUGCCAGUGCCAAGAAGAAGAGGACAUUAUUUAUAAUGACGUAAAAUGGAUCCUAAGGUUACUUCAAUGGAGGCUGCUCUUAAAUCCUUGGUCUUUUACAUAUUUGUGGUGAAAAGGUCAUUUUUACCCCCUUUUGAAGUCGAGGUUAUUGUUUGUCUCCUCCCAAGCUCCAAGAAACAGCACUGCACCCUUGGGAGCAUUUGUGCACCUUGAGACUUUUCAACCAACUUCAGGGUGAUUUUGGUUUAAUGGAGAGGCCACUAAACCAAACGUUAGGAACAAAAAACAAAGAUUGUUAGGAAAGAAUGUAACAUAACAGUUUGUCAUUUUUCUUUUUGUUAGCCCAUAUGCCGCUUAUUCGGUCCUCGGUAUCCAACAUAAGAGAUUUGGUCACAUUUAUGUAAUAUGGAUGGUUAUCAAUUAGUUUUUUGGGUAUAUUUUAAAGACCGUUUUUUUUUUACUUGAGCAACGCAGACAAUCCUGUUUUGCCGUGGCUCUUAUUACUGCACUAACUGGAUUUUAUUUAUUUAUUUAUAUCAGUUAAUGUAUUUUUUCUAAUGCAAAACGGACGGUUUGUGAUUGAUGAUUUUUACUUUAUUAGACUCCCAGGGGAAUACCAUGUCUUCCUGUUGAUGAAAUUGUCUUUGUAUCAGAGGAUAACACUAAACUAGUGGUUCUUAACCUUGCUAAAGAUGGCGAACCCCAUAAGUUUCACUUGCAGUUCUGUCAUCUUAACAUCUCAAAUGAUAUCAAAUUUAAUACAACACUCUGCAUUUUAUUAGUGCACCAAAUGGUCGACAAAAUUUGUACACAAAAUCCAUGUUCAAAGGGCAAAAAACGGACAUGAAUCUCCACAUAGAAACAAUACAACAGUGUAAAACAAAUAUUUAUUGCAAUUACCUUUGCUGUUGCAUUUACCCAGUGCUUAAUUUGUAAAUCAUAAAGUGCUGGAAUGCAAAGUACUUAUGACAGCACAGGGAUGACUAGACGGGCACAGGUCACGGAACCUACGCAGAAAAUGGUGCUGAAAACAACACGCAAUGCCCACUUGCGAUGCUGUGGGACUUACAAGCCUCAAAUUCAGAUAAUAUCCAUGAUAUAAAUGAUAUGACAACAAUUUACAAUUAUUCAGGCUAUACUCUGCACAGGACUGGCAAUUGCCCACAUACCACAGGUGGGAAUUACAGUUCACAGUCAGCUAUUAGUUUCUCAACAGGUCUAACUUGUAAAACAUAAAAAAAUUAACACAAUAAUAACACAAACCCAUUCUUUUGCGAGUUUCAUCCCCCCUGUCUUCUCUGGCUCUAAAGUUCCCUCCGCCUUACAAAUUGUGCAGUCCAAACCCGAAUUUCCUAUAAGGGUACUGCCCUGUUGCUCCGGCUGGUGGUGGUCCACCUGGCUGACUGCUGGCGUUGUAGCUGGCCCCCACUCCAGGUGGCGCUGAACCUGACCAGCUGGUACCACGGUAGCACCCUCCUGCCCCGGCUUGGCUGGCUGUCCGUGAACCUGGCUAGCUGCUGCGCGCUAGCCUCCUGCUGUACCUGGUCCUGCCCGUUAGCAUGAUUGCUGCCCUCAUCGCUGGUUGUUGCUUUUCUGACCAGUUUUGAACCACCUUCCUUCUUUUUGAAAAAAAGACAGUAAAUGCAACUGUCUUUUUGGCAUGUUCAAAUACCGUCUGAUCCUGGCUGCUUGCUCCCCAGAUGCCACAACUUUCUAAAGUUUUUUUUUUUUUUUUUUUAUGUCAGGGGCGUGAUUUGUUGGUCCAGCUUUUCAGUGCAUCAACAAAUCUCCGACUCUUUCAAAUAAUGUUAAAUUUUUAUAAACAACAUGCAAUUCUUGGGAUUUAUUCUGUGAAUGAAUUUAUGCAUAUUAUUAUUUUAUUUUAUACAUUAAAAAAAAAAAAAAAAAGAUUUUAUAUUAUUAUUAUAUUCUAUACACGAGAGGUGCCGGAUCUGCCCAAAUAAGUCCCAGAACACAGGGAGGCCAAAAUCAAGAGGAUCCUGCCGGAACAAGAUCCGGCACAAAUUAACCCCUGCCUUUACUGGUCGGCGGUGAGAAAAAGAUUGGGGACCGCUGGGAUAGAGGAGUAGCAGUUGAAAGAAAUAUGGACGAAAGCCUGUAAAUUGGGGGCAACUCAGUUCAAAACCUGCUCUUAAGUGCCACUUUGCCUAAAUUUAAUCAGCGUACAAAAAUGUGUCUUAAGGCCUUUUCAAACUAGCGUCAGCCCAGUGUGAGGAGCGGUCCACAGUAAGCGCAAAAUGGGAGGAGCCACAUAGCCUGACAUACACGCUGUCAGGAAGUGAAAAACAGCAAACAUACUUACUAUAGUCCUCAGCACCAAUGCAUUUAUUUUUCAUUGUUGUUCAAGAAACGAGCGACUUUUCCUAGUUCAAGGAGGAGGGGACAUUAUAAUAGCUUUGUAACAGUGAACAGUGUUGUUAAUGUUGAUUAUGGGGUAUUUCAGGCUCACUUGCUGUUGAUUUGGCGUCAUUUUAGGGUCACUUUCUGUUGUUAUGAGGUCACUUCCUAUUGAUCUGGGGUCAUUUCGGGGUCACUUCCUGUUGAUCUGGGGUCAUUUUGCGGUCAUUUCCCGUUGAUAUCAGGUCAGCUUCUGUUGAUUUUGGGGCAUUUGGGGGUAACGUCUUGUUUAUAUUGAGUCACUUGCAUUGGAAAUCAAUGGGAGUGAAUGUGGAAGUGGGAAGUUUUUGUGCCAUUGAAAAUAAAUGAGAAAUUUGCCCAUUAGAAAUGAAUGGGUAGGUUUUUGGCAAAUUUUAGUGGAACCGUAGGUUUCUGGCAAUAAUUGUAUUCAAUUUUGUGCUCCUUGGCGUCCUGAAUUUUUUGAUGUGUAAAUGAUGGGAUUUGGACAAAAACUGUAGGACAUGUAGUGUUUUAAAAUUUCACUUUUUUUCUUAAAAAAAACAAAAAAAAAACACGUUUUUGGGCAAAUGAUCUUUUUUGGGGUGUCAGAAAACGAGACCCUGCAUCACUUGAGAAUUCCAGUCAUUUUGGUCUAUGAACAGUGUCGGUGGGUCAAACGGUUUUGGCUAGGCGGUGCGCUGAAUAAACGGCAAUGGGAAAAAAGGAAUAUUAUAGGUGGUAAAUUUGGCAUUACAUGCAACAACCUGAUAGCGCAGAUAUAAGUACGCCUGCCCCUCUGCUAUUGGAUGCGUUGUUGAUGUCAGCGCAGUGGCGCUGUGAAAAUAGGACAAGUCUGUAGUUUGGGCCCUGCCGCUCACUUUCACCGAAAAGUCCCCUCCCACAUACACAAUGAAUGGGUUGCCGCUGAGCCCUACACACUAGGUUGUUGCUUGUUUGAAACAUCCUUUAACCUUCCUCAAACCCCUGGGGUACGAUCGAACCCAGGUUAAGAACCACUAAACACACUAUAGCCCAAACCGAUUGCUACCAAUAUUCCCUGACAGGAAAUUUGCCCAAUUCAUCUUCCAAUUACCAUGAUGAGCAUGAGAAUGGAAUGCCAAAUUGAACAUGACAACAUCAUAUCAGGUUGAUGAGUUGUUAGCACGAGAUAAAAAAUUCAGUCCUAGGCUCAGACUCGCUGUUUGGAGUUUGCAUGUUCUCCCUGUGCCUGUAUGGGUUUUCCCUUCCUACAGCCCAUAGUUAGUGAGGAUAAGCAGCACGAAAGAUGAAUGAAUGUCAUGUGAUUUGUAUUACUGCUGAGCAUAUUUUAGCAGAGCAUCGCACUUUUAGUGUGCCCCACUUUCAUGUCAAGGACACUGUAUUAGAACUCUGUCUUGGCCAAAUGUGUGCAUGCUCAUUGUAUAACUACACUUGCCAACUCAACGUUUGUAUUCAGAAGUCAAAGUUUUGCUAUUUUGCGAUGUGAUGUACAAAUGUCAUGGUUUUUGCACCAUUAAUGUCUUGAAUGUAUUCAUUUGCUAGCACAGGCACACGUAGGGGUUGGAACCUCUGGGUACCUCAUGAUAUACGAUUUGCGAUAUCAGGGUCACAAAGCAAUUGUUUAUCACUAGUAGUUCAUUUGAACUGUUAGGAUGGCAGCAAAUGAGCAUUUCUUCUUUCACUGCCAUCCCUCCCAUUUCAAACAGAUUGGACAUCUAUGGCAGCCAUUGCCAGGCAAUGAGUUUAUUUUGAGGCUUUUCCUGUAAAUGUUUGGUCCUUUUUGUUUUUCGGGCAUUUACGGAUCCCUUCCUGUUGAUUUUGAGUCAUCUACAGGUCACAUCUUAUUGUUGAUUUUAGGUAACUGAAAAGGAAGUGACUCAAAAAUAUCCCCAAAUAAAUAGGAAGUGACUCAAAUCAACAGGAACUAACUGUAAAUGCCCUAAAAUGAAUUGGAAGUGACCUGUAAAUGCCCACAAAGACUGUGAAUGCUAUGGUUUCAGUGCCAGUGACGGCUCUAGACGUCCAGUCCAGUCAGAAUGAAAUGAUGUCUAAGGGCGCUUUCCCACUAACACUGUUUGGUCCGUUUUAAACAGACCAGAGUUCUUUUUUCAGAUAGUCUGCUUUGUUUUGUAAAUGCAAACGCGUAUCCAAACUCUCGUUCGGACCAAACAAAUUAACUCUGAUCUGCUCAAAAAUCGUGGGUCUUGGUCCGCUUUAAGUGCACCCUGCUUCGCUUGUGAAUGCAACAGUAGCACAGAGUGCUUUUGCUAAUUUUUGCGCGACGUCACAGCAAGGAGCUGUGAUGCUCCAGGCGCUACACGCAGGGCAUCCAUGGAAGCAGAAGUGCAGUGGUAUGAAAAAGUAUCUGAACCUUUUGGAAUUUCUCACAUUUCUGCAUAAAAUCACAAUCAAAUGUGAUCUCAUCUUUGUCAAAAUCACACAGAUGUAAAAACAGUGUCUGCUUUAACUAAAACCACACAAACAUUCAAAGGUUUUCAUAUUUUACUUGGGGAUAGCAUGCAAACAAUGACAGAAGGGGAGGGGGUAAUUUUUAACUAAACAAUUGAAGUCAGGUGUGUGCCCUAUCACUAAUGAGUGGUUGAAAGCUGCCCUGACCACUAUAAAACACAUGCCUAGUGAGAAUUGUCUUGAUGAGAAGCAUUGUCUUAUGUGCCUCAUGGCUCGAUCAAAAGAGCAAUGAUGCAAAGGAUUGUUGAUUUGUAUAAAGGUGGGAAAAGAUACAAAACCAUCUCUAUAAGUCUGAAUGUUCAUCAAUCGACAGUCAGAGAAGUUGUCUAUAAAUGGAGUUUGGCACUGCUGCCUCUCUCCCAAGGAGGGGUCGUCCACCAAAGAUGAUGGCAAGAGUUCAGCACAGAAUACUCAGAGAGGUAAAAAAGAACCCUAGAGGCGGUCUGCUAAAGACAUAAAAAAAUCACUGGCACAGUCCAGUAUCUGUGCUCACAUCAAAUAUAUGUAAAACUUUGGCCAAGAAUGGUGUUCAUGGGAGGACUCCACGGAGGAAGCCACUGCUGUCUAAAAAAAAAAAAAAAAAUGUUCAUUUAAUGUUCGCAAGAAGGCAACACUCUACAGAAGUUUUGGCAAAAUAUUUUUUGGACUGAUGAAACCAAAGUUGAAUUGUUAUGAGAGUAACACACGAUGUAAUAUGCGGAGGAAAAAUGGAACAGCUCACCAACAUCAACACCUCAUCCCCACCAUAAAGCAUAGUGGAGGAUUUGGGGCGGUUUUGGUGCCUCAGGGCCUGGACAACUUGCAAUCAUCAAUGGAAGAAUGAAUUCAAAAGUUUAUGAGGAUGUUUUGCCGGAAAACCUGAGACCGUAUGUCAGGCAGUUGAAGCUAAAAAGAGGAUGUAAGUAAAUCAACAUCAGAAUGGUUUCAGAAGAACAAAUUACACGAUGGAGCAUCAUGAUUUGGGGGUGUUUUGCUACCUCAGCGCCUAGACAACUUGCAAUCAUUAAUGGAAGAAUGAAUUCAAAAGUUUAUCAAGAUGUUUAAAUCAACUUCAGAAUGGUUUCAGAAGAAUGAAAUACAUGUUCUGGAGUGGCCAAGUCAAAGUCCAGACUUGAACCCCAUUGAGAUGCUGUGGCAUGACGUAAAGACAGCGAUUCAUGCCAGACAUCCCAGGAAUCUGACUGAACUACAGCAGUUUUGUAGAGAAGAAUGGGUCGAGAUUAGUCCUGAUCGAUGUGCCAGACUGAUCUGCAGCUACAGCAAGCGUCUGGUUGAAGUUAUUGCAGUCAAAAGGGGGCCACAAAAUAUUAAAUGUGAUGGUUCACUUACCUAUUUUUCCCCCUUCUGCCAUUUUUCACUAUCCUCAUUAAAAUAUGAAAACCUAUAAAUGUUUGGGUUGUUUUAGUUAAAGCAGACACUGUUUUUUCAUCUGUGUGAUUUUGACAAAGAUCAGAUCACAUUUGAUGUGAUUUUAAGCAGAAAUGUGAUAAAUUCCAAAAGGUUCAGAUACUUUUUCAUACCACUGUACAGCGCACAUGCCAUAAAAAUCUACAAUGGCAAGAUGGCAGACAUUUAACCAUGGUCAAAUGUUGCGCAGUGCUAAGCAGACGCGUUUGAUACACAGAAUCGGGUUCUAGUAAGGCGGGUGUGUUUUACAUGCUGUUACUGAACGGACCGUGCAAGAGUGACAAUGGCCGAGAGAGGCGGAGCCUCUCGGGAUGGCUGUUUCGUGAGGCUCUCCCUCAAGUGAGAAAGUGAGAGCGAUUGCACGGCUUUGUGACUUUGGGUACUAUGCGGUUCGGUUUGGUAGUUUAAUUUUCCCCCUAUGCAUUUUUUAUAUACUCCAGUUUGCUCGCCAUAGAGGCGGAAGGGAGCGACCCCGCCGCUGAACGAGCAGCAGCUUAAUUUAUGCUACAUUACUCCCUGGAGGGAGGUAUUUCCUCAUCUAUUUGUCCAAUCAAUGAGUGCGCCUCGUCCACGUGAUGCUAAUCAGAAAGUUCGGUUGGCGAAGAGUGAAUGCUGAACCUUUUCAACAAGUGAUUUGCAAUUGUUGUUGCCAGGUAGCUCUCCAACCGGACCCUGGUUCUCUUGGUCUAAUGUGAAAGUGCCCUAAGUGCCGUCAAUGGCAGCUAGUGACGUAGACACUGUAGGAAUGAAAGAUUUUGAUAGCAACCUGUUUUUUUUUUCAUUUUAUUUUUCAUAAGCAGUGACACCUUUUUAAAACGAUAUAUCGAUUCUUGUUGGGAACAUAUGGAUAACCUUUUGGGUUACAAAGUAUUGUGAUAUAUAACCUUUUCGAUGUAUUGUUACACCCCUAGCCACAUGUGCACUCAUUAUUUAUAAUGUAUGUCUUAUGUUUAAAAAAAAGUUUUUUGAGGCAGUCAAAGUUCAUUGUGCAGUCGAGCAAAUCAGUUACAGACUUUUUUGGGGGGGCUGGAUGAUUCUGAGGUCGCGCUCUAUAAAUUCCGUGAUGCAGUAUUAAGCAGUAUACAAUUAAUACACACCAAUGAGUGAGUGUAUAUGAAUGUUGAUUUCGGUUUGUUUCAAUGUUUAUAGGUCGCACAAGGUUGAUGAACUCGUUUUGGCAGGUCCCACUGUGUGAAUGGAUGUGUGCAUUUGUGUUGGCACAGCAACCUUAAGCUCGUGUCAAUGUCAUGUGCAUCUUUUUCAUUUUAGUUUAUUUUUUCGCUUUUAUGGGAAACACUAAAAUGAAACUAUUCAUAGGAUCUGAAAAUAUCAUAUAUCUGAACCAUAGAGUUGGUGUAUUUGUGUAGUGUAGAUAAACAGUACACUGACUCUUUUUUAAUGUGUGCGUUUUUUUAACGCACAAAUUAGUGUUUUUAUCUUUGUGAGAUAAUGUGUUAGCCGAUUUAACACUAUGUAAUGCUGAGAAUUUCAGAUGAUUUACUGUCACAAAAACAACUCAAACUUGCAAAACAGUUUGGGCUGUGUCAACAAAUACCCAAUCAACUUUCAAACAUAAUGCAAUACAAAUGACCAGUAUACUAAUGUGCAAUGAAGAAAUUGUGUUUAUGUUUUUGAUGAAUUAACUCUUUGGACCUAGAUUUUGUAUUCCUUUUUUGAAAGCAUUUUUCCCCUCUUAAACGUGCUCUGGAUAUGAAUGUAAAUAGUUGUGAGUCUUUGAAUGGCCUUAAAUAUACAGGGUGUUCCAAAAUGUUUGACCCCAUUUUGUAGGCCAAUUAUUUUGACAAUUUUCGUUAGAAUUACCUCAAAUUUCACAGCUUGCUUAGAAACGUUUCAAGUUUUUGUGUGUACCGUUUGGCAUUUCUAUCUUUUCAGGAUAAGAAAUGCCAUUCACUUUAAAAGAAAAGGCAUUUUGCGUGUUAGAGUAUGCUCGGACUCAGUCACCGAAGACAGUGCAGCGUGCCUUCUUCACAAAUUUUGCAAAGAAGGCACCAACUAAACAACAAAUUAGGACUUGGCUCCAAAAAUUUCAAGAAAUUUCAGCAAGUAAUUUGGCACGAGCUCGAAUACCGACUCGACGUGUGCAGAGUCACAGGCGGCACUCACAUUGAACAUCUAUGAAAAUCUGUCAUAGAACUAACAAAUAUUUAUACUCUUCUUUGUAAAUUUAACCGAUCAAACUUAUGACCUUCAACAUAAAGUGUAUUUAGUUUCAUAAAGAUCCAUCAAGUUGUUUUCAAGAUAUGGAAUUUAGGAUGGGGUCAACUA